Lotus japonicus is the source of this 3333-nucleotide messenger RNA. Its product is annotated as glutamate receptor 3.7. The coding region runs from base 269 to 3022 and encodes 917 amino acids. The record is from RefSeq and is a predicted model, not a curated record. Gene Ontology annotation, cellular component: plasma membrane. NCBI's taxonomy places the organism in Eukaryota, Viridiplantae, Streptophyta, Magnoliopsida, Fabales, Fabaceae. Gene Ontology annotation, molecular function: glutamate-gated receptor activity. The transcript has 7 exons.
CAACAUGUACUCUUUUGGAUAAAUGUCAAAAAAAUGAUCUUAAUUCGAGAGGCUUGAAGUCUCUGCAGCAUCCAUUCAUUCCAUUGUACUCAGACUAUUGCAUUCUGUCAACAUUCUUUUCCAAAAAUCUAAACUCAUCUGGGCACCCAUCAAAAUGCAAUCUUUCUUCAAUUUCAAUGAGUUUUCGGUGUUUUCAGAUUCUGGGUGGGGGCAAGUUUGAGUCUUUACGGUGGAAAAAUUGGUGGGUGGCUUGAAAUUCAGGUCAAGUAUGAAGCAGUUUAUGGUUUUGCACCUUGUGGUUUGGAUUUGGGUUAUCUUCCUCUGUGGAACUGCUCACAGUAGAAGGCCUGAAAGUGUAAACGUUGGUGCGAUUCUCACAUUCGAUUCAGUCAUAGGUAGAGCUGCAAAGUUGGCCAUGGAAAUGGCUGUUUCUGAUGUCAAUUCUGACCCAAGAGUUCUCUUUGGGACCAAGCUCAACUUGAUAAUGAAUGAUACCAUGUGCAAUGCUUUUCUGGGUUCAGCUGGAGCUUUUCAGAUACUUGAGAAAGGGGUUGUGGCCAUAAUUGGCCCUCAGUCAUCCGCCCAAGCUCAUAUUAUUUCUCAAAUUGCUGAUGCGGUGCAAGUUCCUCUUAUUUCAUAUGCUGCCACUGAUCCAACCCUAUCCUCACUUCAAUUUCCUCUCUUUUUCCGUACUAUACAAAGUGACUCAGAGCAAAUGACUGCUAUGGCCGAUCUAAUCGAAUUUAAUGGAUGGAAAGAGGUCAAUGCUGUAUUCUUGGAUGAUGAUUACGGGAGAAAUGGAGUAUCUGCUUUGAGUGAUGAACUUGAAAAAAGGAGAUUGAAAAUUGCUCACAAGCUACCUUUGAGUAUUCAUUUUGAUGAGGAUGAAAUCACCCACUUGCUCAAUCAAUCGAAAAUUUUCGGUACCCGUGUGUAUGUUGUUCAUGUCAACCCUGAUCCGGGAUUGAGAAUUUUUUCCGUUGCUCACAAACUUCAAAUGAUGGCUAAUGGCUAUGUCUGGCUUGUCACAGAUUGGCUCUCUGCUACCCUAGAUUCAUUAUAUCCUGUGAAUCAGACAUCUCUCAGUAUUCUCCAAGGGGUUGUUGGUCUUCGUCAACACAUUCCAGAUUCCAGGAAAAAAAGAGCUUUUGUUUCUCGAUGGAUUAAAAUGCAAAAAAUAAGUGUAGCAAAAACUAGUUUGAACUCCUAUGGAUUUUAUGCUUAUGACACAGUUUGGGCAGUUGCACUUUCAAUUCAUAAGUUUUUGGAAGUACAUAAAAAUAUUACCUUCUCGCUUGAUGAUAGCCAUAUGCUACCUCAGUCAGAAGGAAUUGGUAUUCAGCUUGAGAAGCUCAAAAUCUUCAAUGGUGGAUUUGACCUGGUCGAUAUACUCUUACAAUCAAAUUUUACAGGUGUGGGUGGUCAACUUUGGUUUAAUUCAGACAAAAAUGUCAGAAGUGGUGGUUAUGAUGUUAUCAAUAUCAAUCAGAUGGAAAUAGCUAGGGUUGGUUAUUGGUCUAAUCAUUCAGGGUUUUCAGUUGUACCCCCUAAAGUUGUUACAAAAAAAGAACAUGGUAAUGGUAUUGGUAGGUUUUCCCAAGUUCAGAAGCUUGAUAACAUUACUUGGCCGGGUGGGGAGACAGAAAGACCCCGUGGCUGGGUGAUUGCUGAUAAUACAAAGCCACUGAAAAUUGCAGUGCCAAGGAGAGCAAGUUUUGUCGAAUUUGUAACUGAAAUGCAAGAUAGUCAUCAAAUUCAGGGGUACUGCAUUGAUAUCUUCAACAAAUCCCUUGAAUUUAUUCCAUAUCAAGUUCCUUUCGUAUUCCAGCCUGUUGGGAACGGCAAAGAAAAUCCCAAUUAUGAUGCACUCGUGAAAAUGGUCAAUGACAAUGUAUAUGAUGCAGUUGUUGGAGACAUUGCAAUCGUGACAAACCGUACAAAGAUUGUGGAUUUUUCUCAGCCCUUUGCAUCAUCUAGCCUUGUUAUUGUGGCUCCUAUCAACACUGUAAGAUCAAAUGCUUGGGUGUUCCUCAAACCAUUUACAGCAGCCAUGUGGUGUGUCAUUGCUGCAUCAUUUAUGAUGAUUGGAGUGGUUAUAUGGAUUCUUGAGCACCGAAUCAAUGAUGACUUCCGUGGUCCUCCUCAGAGGCAAAUUGUGACAAUGUUUAUGUUCAGCCUCUCAACACUGUUUAAGAGAAGUAAUGAAAACACCAUGAGUUCACUUUCCAAAAUGGUGAUGAUAGUCUGGCUUUUCCUAUUGAUGGUGAUCACGGCUAGCUAUACAGCAAACCUGACUUCGAUUCUUACCGUGGAGAAGCUUUCAUCGCCCAUCACAGGAAUUGAUAGCUUGAUUGCAAGUAACUGGCCUAUUGGAUACCAAGUAGGGUCAUUUGCUUACAGCUAUCUGACAGAUAACCUUUAUGUACCAAGUUACAGACUUGUUUCCUUAGGCUCCCCUGAGGAGUAUGCUACAGCGCUGCGUAAAGGGACAUCUGGUGGCGGGGUGGCGGCUAUCAUUGAUGAGCUUCCAUAUGUUGAAUUAUUUCUGUCAAAAGAAACUGAUUUCGGUAUUAUUGGACAGCCGUUUGCCAGAAGCAGUUGGGGAUUUGCUUUUCAAAGAGAAUCUCCUCUUGCCCUUGACAUGUCCACAGCAAUUUUGAAACUCACGGAGAAUGGAGAGCUGCGAAAGAUACAUGAGAAGUGGUUCUGUAAGAUGGGUUGCCCUGAAGAAAGGAAAAGCAACCCUAAGGUUGAACAACUUUACUUGACUAGCUUCUGGGGUCUGUAUCUUUCAUGCGCUGUCGUCUCUCUUGCUGCACUUUUAAUAUUUCUGCUGCGGAUGAUUUGCCAAUAUGGUCGCUUCAAACAAAAACAAAAGGAUAUUAUCGUUUCUUCAUCUUCUGAACCAUCAAGCAGUCAUUGUUCCCAGGUUGUUGGUAACUUCUUUAACUUCAUUGACAAGAAGGAAGAGGCCAUAAAGAAAAUGUUCGCUCAAUGUGACAAUAGUCACAGCCCCAAGUGAGAUGAUCAUUAUGAUUGUGUUGCAAAAAGGCUCAAAUUUGUAGAUUUCAAUGAACUGCUGAUUUCAUUGACUAUAUGGUAGUAACAAUAGUGAUAGUCAUGUAAUCAUGUAUAUAUUAUGGAAAAAACUUAUGCUGCGAGAGUUAGCCUCACUAUGAUAUGGAUGUUUUCCGCUGGAAUAGUAUUGACUCCGGUUGUAAGUUAUCUAAGAAUGUGGACAUCCACAUCAAUCUCCCCACCUUUGAAAUGACAAAAAAUUGGUUCAUGGAUUGCACCUUUGUAUAAUGAUAAAAUGAUAAUGUUCCUUUAACA